CCUGCAUCGUCCGUGUCUGGUAGGUAUACACCAUGCCCUGAUCAUGCAAUAAAUAUGGGUAUCAACCCUGCGAGAGAGAAAACCACGUUUUUCUUUCUCUCUCGGUUAUCUCUUCCCCGGCGCCCAUCUACAUAUACAGUACGAGAGUAGUACGUUGUGUUACAAGUGAUACCCUACCACCACGCCAAUAUGGGCUUCCUAUCCAAGCUCAAGGCCCAGGUAACUGGUCCCUCAGAGGUUCGCAGCGGCUCCAGCAUUCCUGGUGCUCAAAAAUCCGACGGUCCACUGGACGCUCCUACGGAUGUCCCUACGGACUCCGACUCUGACGACUUGAGUCUGGAGGAACGCAACGAAAAGGAAGUCCAACGCCAUCCCAAUAGCAUCACCGAAGGUGCCCAGCUGGGUGUCAGGAAGGCCGAAGCCACUGCUCUCGUCUGGCCCAAAUGGGCCGUCUACGCAACCUAUGGUUGGAUCUGGGUCUGCUUCUUCAUGCUGGCCCUACAGCAAGGGACAACCACUCUCUUCAAUGCGGCAGCCUACGCCGACUUCAUCGCCGCACCACAGUUGACGACCGCCAAUAUCUUGUCCACAAUCAUCGGUGGUGUCUUGAAACUUCCCAUCGCCAAGAUUCUCAACAUCUGGGGUCGUGCCGAAGGUUUCUUCCUCUUCGUCUGUGUAUACCUCAUUGGCAUGAUCGUCUUGGCCUCGUCGACCGGACCUAGCGGCUACGCGGCGGGAUACGUUCUCUACUGGAUCGGCUACGACGCUAUCUACCUGAUCCUCGACGUCUUCGUGGCAGACACUUCGGGACUACGCAAUCGAGCCUUUGCUUUUGCCUUUGUCGGCACGCCGUUCAUCUGCACCGCAUUCACCGCACCUUUACUGGGUCAGGCUUUCUUGAACACGACGACCUGGCGAUGGGGCUACGGAGCAUUCUGCAUCAUCAUGUUCUUCGUCUUCAUGCCACUCGUGGUCGUCUUCAAGUACUUUCAACGCAAGGCUGAACGGAUGGGCCUGUUCAAGAACGAAGCUAGCGGCCGGUCUCCAAUCCAGUCCUUUGUGCAUUAUUUCCACGAAUUCGACAUCGUCGGGGCCAUCCUGCUCAUGGCCGCCUUUGUCCUUUUCCUGCUGCCCUUCUCCCUCAACACCAACGGCAAAGCCCAGUACUCGUCGGCCACGUUCAUCGCCAUGAUCGUGGUUGGGGUUCUGCUCUUCCCCGUGUUCGCCAUCUGGGAGAAAUUUUUCGCCCGGGUCCACUUUGUCCGCUGGGAGUUGUUCCGGCAGCGUACGGUGCUCGGGGCGUGUUCCCUGGCGGCCAUCCUUUACUUUUCCUUUUACUGCUGGGACGUUUAUUACUACCAGUUCGUCCUGGUGGUGUACAACCUCUCCUUCUCCGACGCGGGUUACAUGGGCCAGAUCUACAACGUGGGCUCGACUUUCUGGGGGGUCGUGUUCGGAUGCUGGGUCCGCCUCACCAAGCACUUCAAGUACACGUGCCUCUUCUUCGCCCUGCCCCUGAUGUUUUUGGGUGCCGGCUUGAUGAUCCACUUCCGAGGCAACGACCACGGCAUAGGUUACCUGAUCAUGUGUCAGAUCUUCAUCGCGUUCGCGGGAGGCACCCUCGUCAUCGGUGAGGACAUGGCCGUCAUGGCCGCCGCCGAUCGCGACGGCGUUCCCAUGAUGCUGUCCCUGAUCAAUCUCUUCGCCAGCCUGGGUGGUGCCAUCGGGUACGCCGUCGCCGCCGCCAUCUACGACAACGUCUUCCCCCAGUCACUGCUGCGGAGACUACCCGCCGACACCAAAGGAGACUACGAAACUAUUUUCCUGGGCGGAUACACCAAACAGAUGACUUAUGCCGUGGAUUCGCCAACCAGAGACGCCAUCGAUUACGCGUGGGGUGAGACUCAAAGGUACGGUUCGAUCGCCGCCACCGCCAUUUUGGUGCUUGCCAUUCCAGCCAUUGCGGUGUGGAAGAAUUAUAAUGUCGACAAGAAGCAGAACAAAGGUACUGUCAUUUGAACUGGCACUCGACAUGUUUAUUGCUGUCUGUGUCGUAUCGAAAUUGUCAAGUACAUGAGAAUGAUGUCAAUAUCAAUGUUUGUCGCUCGGAUCUUUUGCUAGUGAUAUUCUAGAUGUAAUACCAACGCCGACACUACUUGUAUACUAUACUUCCAGAAGUUUCUCAUGCCAUGUUGAUACUCAUGUCACAGUUGUGGACUUUCCCCCUUGGCUGCGAUCCUCAAGUGCACUGUAUUUAAUUUUUCUCAUUCUCGAAAAAACACUUUCGUAUUAGACACCUCCCUGUCCCCGAAAAACCGCCGGAUAUCGUCAACGAGUAGAUCCGGGGCGUCCAGAGACGCAAAAUGACCCCCUCGAUCAUGGACGGUACGAUACUUGACGUUGCCACCUCUUCGAGCCCACUCCAAAGGCGUACGGUACCACAGAUCGUACGGGAAUUCUGAGAUGGCCACCGGUUGAUGGACGUAGGGUAACAAGUUUAUACCCGUCGGUGAGAUCGCACCGUCCUGUUUUUGGCAGCGAGUCAGUCACACAGAGAAUGAUGACCUGGAGCUGGGGGGAUAAGUUCGAGUACGACAAAACUCACUCACCUUGGCACCGUUCUUGUACAACCCAAAAGCCCCGUAAGGUCCAUUGAUCCAGUGCAUCAUGGUCCAAGUGACGACACGGUCAGGGGUCCAAAUCUUGUCCGGGUCGUCGACUCCGGUUCGGACAGAAUCAUAAAUCCACAUUGCCAACCCGACGGGACUAUCUGUGAGUCCCACCGCCAGACGUAAUGGGCGGGUCUGGUGUAGGUGACCGUAAGCCCAGGAUUGAGUCGUGAAUCGACGGUAAGAUUCGAUCGUGUAUUUUUCGUCACCGUCGUCAUCCAAAUUGCCUUUGCGUCUGCCGUUGUACCGCUCCACGUCAUCGGCUGUAGGAGGAACGACCCAAAAAUUCGACAGACCCGAAACGACACUCUCGGGGAAAUCCACGGCGGCGUAUCGGUUGAUGAAAUCCCCGGCGUCACCUCCCUGGAACACGUACCUGUCGUAACCCAACUUGACCAUCAGGGAGUGGAACGUCGCCCCGGCCUGUCGGUAACCGAAACCGGGAGAGCGUGGGGGCGGGCUGAACCCGUACCCCGGGAUCGAAGGGGCGACGACGUGGAACGCACAGUGGGAAGGGUCCGACGGAUUCGUGAGUUGAUCGACAAUGUCCAAGACUUCGAUGAAAGAACCCGGCCAGCCGUGGACGAAGAGCAGAGGGACGGCGUCGGCCCGUGGGGACCGGUGGUGGACAAAGUGUAGAGGAAUGGGCCCGGGAUAAGGGUGAAGUGAAGUCCGGGCCGUGUGGACCAUGGUGGUGAAUUGCUCGAGGCGUGAGUUGAGAGAGGCCUCGACCGCUCUCCAGUCGUACGACUCACACCAAUGCCGGGCUACGGCCUCGGCCUCACGUCGCGGUGGCCCAUCUUCGUGGUCCGGUUGAUUUUGAUCGUCGACGAACCUCGUCAGGGAGACCUUGAGUUUGGUGAGGCCGAGAAACUCCUCCGAGACGGAUAUGGAAAAUGGGAGGAUCUCUUCGGUGAAGGUGGCCUUGAAGUUGAGGCCGAGGUCGUGCUCGGACAGGGAGAGUUGGGGAGGUGACCGUGAUGGGUCGUGGUGGUGGGGGUGGUUGUCGGCCAUGUUUUCAAAAGUCCAAUACUAUAUCAGUCCAGUGGUACUCCCUAGGCACAUGAUAUAUGGACGGUUCGACAGGUUCUCCCACAGAGAAAAACACAAGGGGAGAAAAAGGGAGUACAAAAGGGGUUGGGGGGCGUGUGGACUUAUAUACACUGUACGAGGACACAGAACGAGUACUAGAUACUACGAGCAUCUGGGUGGGUGGGUACGAGUACUACGAUUGGUACUCGAGUAAGUAGGUAGGUAGUCAUUGUAUGUGGAGUCCACUUUGCAAUACGAGUACAUGAUUCGCUCCACCGACACAACGUCCGUAAGAAAGUCGAAGUGUGAGAAAGAGUGUGCUGUAUGUAGC
Messenger RNA from Exophiala oligosperma, 4032 nucleotides. RefSeq lists its product as uncharacterized. The transcript has a single exon. Bases 190 to 2019 code for a protein of 609 amino acids. Gene Ontology annotation, biological process: transmembrane transport. Gene Ontology annotation, molecular function: transmembrane transporter activity. The record is from RefSeq and is a predicted model, not a curated record. NCBI's taxonomy places the organism in Eukaryota, Fungi, Ascomycota, Eurotiomycetes, Chaetothyriales, Herpotrichiellaceae.